GACAUGACCGUGGACUUCCAGUAUGGCGUCUCCCACGGUGGCCGCCGUCGGAGCCGGGGCAGUGGGUGACCAACCGCCGGUGGACUCGGUGGACGAUGCCGAGGGCUUGUACGUGGCCGUGGAGCGCUGUCCGCUCUGCAACACGGCCAGAAGGCGCCUCACCUGCGCUAAAUGCAUCCUGGCCGGCGAUUUCGUUUACUUCGACAACAGAAACUCCGAGAGAUAUGCUGACAAAAUGGAACGGUUAAAACUCUUCAGGAAUGAGAAGGAAAAGUAUCAGCAACAAGUUAUAAAAGCUGUUGAAGGGAAGUGGAAAACUGAUCAACUGAAAUGGAAGAUCAUGUCUUGCCAGAUAAGGAUUGAACAGCUGAAAGAUGCAAUUUGUUCAGGAAAUGAGGAAGUACAGAAAGAUACAGAAUUGGUAUGUAAAAAUCAGGAAGACAACCAAAAGUUGCAACGUCGGGCCCAACGACAUCAUGAGAAAAAGGACAAGAUUCAGAGGCACAUACGUAAACUGAGUGAUUUAGUUGAGAAGAAAAACAUAGAAUUUUGGAAUCGUCAGGAACACCUAGCCCGCAACCGUUGGACUCACAUCCUAGAAUUAACAUGUGUAAUUUUCCCAUUACAAGAGGUGAAAACAGGAAUGAGAGAUCCAGCAGAUACACCAUUUGAAUCUGACAGUGGCAUGACCUCUAGUACCGUAAGUGAGCUGGCAGAGGCAAGGAGAACCACUUAUCUCUCUGGAAGAUGGAUCUGUGACGAUAACAAUGGAGAAACUAACAUAGGGAUUGUAGGCCGCUGGAUUUACCUGCCCAGCAAUGGGGAUUAUUCUGCUUACUAUAACUGGGUGGAAGAGAAGAAGUCUGCACAAGGGCCAGAUAUGGAGCAGAGUAACCCUGCAUUUACCAUCAGUGCGGCUUUAUGCUUUGCCACUCAACUGGCAAACAUACUUUCUCACAUUCUUGAUGUAAAUCUUCCUAAAAGACUUUGCAACAGUGAAUUUUGUGAAGAGAAUAUGAGCAGAAAGAAGUUUAUUCGGGCAGUGAAUAAGCUAAACACAAACAUCCUAUACCUCUGCUUUUCCCAGCAUGUUAACCCAGAGCUAUUACAUCCAUUGCAUACACUCCGGAACAUUAUGCACUUGGUCAGUCCAGAAAAUAAAAGCCUGGGAAGAUCUGGUCCUUUUGAAAUCAGUGCUGAUCUUGAAGAUUCAAUGGAAUUAGUGGAUCCAAAUAUCGCUGCUCAGACUGAUGAAAGUGGAGAUGAAUAUAUAAGUGAUGAAGAAACUGAUCUGGGAACAGAUUGGGAGACUGUACCUAGUCCUAAGUUUUAUGAUAUCCCCUCUCAACCAGUUGAAGUAUUGCAAAGUCAAGCCAUGCAAGCAUCUCAACCUGUCAGCAAUAGUAACAGCACUGGUGGCAUGAUAUCUUCUGCGGCAGCUUCUGUUACAUCAUGGUGGAAGCAGUACUACGGACAGCGCUAAUUACCCGCUGCACUGGAAUAUAAACUUCUGAUGAAAGGAAAAAACUCAUGAGAACAAUACUUGUAGUGCCUAUAAAAUACACAAAACUAGAUAAACAUUUAUAUGGAUCAGAAGCAUAUCAGCAGAUUACAACUGGUUAAAUACUGUUUUGGUAUAAUGGAACUAUUUCUUUGAACAAAGUUGUGUAUAGGUUAUAAAUGUGCAAAGGAAGUGACGAGAGCACUUUUUCUUAGUUCAGAGUACUAGAUAAUGGUCUUAUCAAAUGUGUUUCAAAUGCCAACUUUAUUAAUGACCUUAUGACUUUUCAGUCAGACCACUUUCUGUAGUGGUCUGCACUGGUGAAUGUCAGUUGUUGGAGUAUUUGCAGAAUCCUGAAAUGACACUUGAAAACUAAGGAUGGUGCAAUUUUAAAUCUUGCAAGUCACUAAGCUCAAGGAAUCCACUGUUGAAGAAUUUGCAAUGUAUUCAUCCUUUUCAAGGGUACCAAUUCAGAUUCUACCAUUCUCAGGCUGUUCUUUCCAAAUGACAGCAGUUCUGUUCCCCCUUGUUAUUUUGCAAAUGAUCUGGUUGAUAACCCUCCUGCCACCUGAACAGUUUAUUGCAAAUUUUUUUUUCGAAACCCCUCAAGAUUUUGAACACCGAUCAAGCUUCUCUAAGCAAAGCACCAGUUUCUACGGAAUCACUGCAAUAAGAAGUCUCUUUUCCUUGAUGUUAAUCAUUUCAGCAUGCUCUCGAAUCUUGCCACCUUCCGAAAAUGAGAUGCCUAUUUUGGGCCUGAACAGCAUUUGAUAAAGGUUUAGUGUAACUUUGUUUUUAUCCUUUAUAGCUCUGAAGCUAUGGAUCCUACGUGAGUAUUUGAAUGACCUCAACUUCUCCUGACAUUUUCAAAAUCUGUCUAUAAAUACCCUUUCUUAUCGUCGCUGCACUCACAUUAAAACUGUACAGUUUAGUUUGUGUUCUCUUGUUCUAACUACUAAAAUGGAUCAUUUCAGG
This is a messenger RNA of Pristis pectinata (smalltooth sawfish), 2476 nucleotides long. RefSeq names its product autophagy related 14 (gene atg14). The transcript has 10 exons. Gene Ontology annotation, biological process: cellular response to starvation; autophagosome assembly; mitophagy. NCBI's taxonomy places the organism in Eukaryota, Metazoa, Chordata, Chondrichthyes, Rhinopristiformes, Pristidae. The record is from RefSeq and is a predicted model, not a curated record. Gene Ontology annotation, cellular component: autophagosome; extrinsic component of phagophore assembly site membrane; mitochondria-associated endoplasmic reticulum membrane contact site. Bases 23 to 1483 code for a protein of 486 amino acids.